GAGAGCGUUCCGCAGAGCUGAGCUUUCUUAACACACAAACUCGCUGUACCUAACACGCUACUGCAGCUAUGGCCACGGCGCUGAGGGUCUUUCUGCUCUGUCUGCAGGUAUGUCUGCUCACGCAUGCUCUGGACUGCGCAGGAAAAGGUGCAGACUGUGCAGACACACAGGUCACAGAGGUCAAGGUUCAAGAUAACCCCUUCUCAUUUUUGCUGAGGACUAGAAGACAAGCUCAAGCACAGCAGGGACCUCACCGAGCCGGAUCUUACUCAGUCAAAGGAUCUUCCAACAAACUCAUCCAAAUGGCACAACCUGACAGGUCGAGGCGACAUUUACAACACAACAAAAAGAAGCCCCACCGGUCUCGCAUUGGCUCUUUCUCACUGCUCGACCACAACCGUGAAACUCAUCCCUUACAGGUAGUAAGCGUCCAUAAACACUUCAACGGUGCUGCCUAUCCAAAAAUGUCUGCUUUAAAGUCCAUGAAGAAGAGGUCCAGGAGAAGUGCACCCAAGAGAAACAAGAACACCAGGAAUAUCACAUGUUCGUAAAAUGAAAUCAAGAAUACUUACUUCUUUUGUGACCUCUGAGAUGAUGAAGACAAAAUAAGAUGACAUACCAAAAGUGUUUUAUAUGGGAAAAUGUAAGCAUAUGUGUUACAUGCGCAGCAUAAAGCUUUGAAUAUUAUCGUCAUUCCUUCAUUACAUAUUUUUAAUCUAAUAGAGGAUUUGGAUCAAUAUUGUACUAAGUUAUAUAAGUCUAUAUACACUGCUUGAACAGAAUAUACUGUAUACUGUAUACUGUAAAAUACCUUUUCCAUUUAAGACGUUUUCUGAAAUUUAGAUGGUUUGAUAUUUAUCUAAAAACUAUUAUUCACACAAUAAAAAAUUUA
Triplophysa rosa is the source of this 892-nucleotide messenger RNA. RefSeq lists its product as uncharacterized. NCBI's taxonomy places the organism in Eukaryota, Metazoa, Chordata, Actinopteri, Cypriniformes, Nemacheilidae. The transcript has 6 exons. The record is from RefSeq and is a predicted model, not a curated record. Bases 69 to 551 code for a protein of 160 amino acids.